AAAAGGAAAACACGAAAAAGCAGAAAAAGGUUUCCCAAACUAGGCCUAAAGAAUUCACCGGGAGUAACCAGUUUCUCCGCUGUCCAUCUCUCAUUUCUACUGACUCAACCCCCUUCCCCACUCGCCUGGUUAUCUCAACUCUCUCGCUCUACUUUCUCUCUCAUCACCUAUUAGCUCCCACUGCGUGGAGAUAUCAGAUAUACUCUACAACGCACCAAAAUCGGUUGCAAAAUUCUUCCAGGGAUUUUCCCCUGUUCUAUCUGCAAAUUCUCUUCAAAAUUUAUGCCCACGCGCGCCCAGCUGUCGGAAUUCCUGCCUUUUUCCGCUUGUUUGCCCGCGAGGUUGUGCGGAUUGGUGUUUGUUAAUUUGUUUUGCAGCGAGGAAAUGAAAGAUCUGUGUUGAAAUUAACGUCAAAAGAAAUGGCCGCGUCCGAGGCGUCGAUCAAGGGUUAUAAUGAUGCCAGCAACUAUAAUUCCGCCGCCGAUAAUGGAAACUCCGUCUCCGGCAGCAUAGUGGAUGCUGAGAAGGCGUUGUACACAGAGCUAUGGAAGGCCUGCGCCGGCCCGUUGGUGACCGUACCUUGUGAAAACGAUCUCGUCUUCUAUUUUCCUCAGGGUCACAUAGAACAGGUGGAGGCAUCUACUAAUCAAAGUGCAGACCAGCAGAUGCCUGUGUAUAAUCUACCUUCCAAGAUACUUUGCCGUGUGGUUAAUGUCAGUUUAAAGGCUGAACCUGAUACCGACGAGGUGUUUGCUCAAGUUACUUUACUGCCCGUGCCUAAUCAAGAUGAGAAUGCCGUAAAAAAGGAACCUCUUCCAGUACCACCACCGCGGUUUCACGUCCAUUCCUUUUGCAAGACUCUUACUGCUUCUGAUACAAGCACCCAUGGGGGCUUCUCAGUGCUCAGACGGCAUGCAGAUGAAUGUUUGCCACCUCUGGACAUGUCGCGGCAACCUCCAACCCAGGAAUUAGUGGCCAAGGAUUUGCAUGGAAUUGAGUGGCGGUUCAGGCAUAUUUUCCGUGGCCAACCACGUCGCCACCUCCUCCAAAGUGGUUGGAGUGUCUUUGUUAGCUCGAAAAGGCUUGUUGCUGGGGAUGCCUUUAUAUUUCUGAGAGGAGAGAAUGGGGAGCUGCGUGUUGGAGUUAGGCGUGCUAUGAGACAACAGGGCAAUGCUCCAUCAUCAGUCAUAUCCAGCCACAGUAUGCAUCUUGGUGUUCUAGCAACAGCUUGGCAUGCCAUUAAGACUAAGACCAUGUUCAUUGUAUAUUACAAGCCUAGGACCAGUCCUGCUGAAUUUAUCGUCUCCUAUGAUCAGUACAUGGAAUCUGUUAAAAACAAUUAUUCGAUAGGAAUGAGAUUUAAAAUGAGGUUUGAAGGUGAAGAAGCUCCUGAGCAGAGGUUUACCGGAACUAUUGUUGGCAUUGAAGAUGCAGAUCCAAAAAGGUGGCCAGAAUCAAAGUGGAGAUGCCUGAAGGUCCGAUGGGAUGAAACUUCAGCAAUUGUUCGACCUGAGAGAGUCUCACCAUGGAAAAUAGAACCUGCUCUUUCUCCUCCUGCACUAAAUCCACUUCCAACGACCAGACCAAAAAGGCCUCGAUCAAGCAUCCUGCCAUCAUCCCCUGACUCAUCUGUCCUUACUAGGGAAGGUCCAUCUAAAAUGACAACAGACCCUUCAACUGCCGAUGGGUUUCCAAGGGUCUUGCAAGGUCAAGAAUUGGCGACCUUGAGAGCAACUUUUGCUGAAAGCAAUGAAUCAGAGUCUACUGAGAAGCCAAUAAAGUGGAAUCCCUCACUAGAUGAGGAGAAAAAUGAUGUAGGUUCUGCUUCAAAAAGAUAUGGAUCAGAGAAGUGGUUACCUCUUGGGAGGGCUGAAACCUCUUUCACUGAUCUGUUGUCUGGUUUUGGUUCACAACUACACGCGCCUCGAGAUUUCUGUAUGCCUCAUGGUGAUCAAGCAAUUCCAAAGCGAUUUGCUCAAGAACACGACACAAAGUUUAGCAUGAUUGGGAACAUCUGGUCUACAAUGCCUUCUGGCCUCUCACUUAAUCUGAUGGAUUCUGGCUUGAAAACUCCUAGUCAAGGCACUGAUACUGCUUGCCAGACUCAUGGGGAUGCUAGAUAUGCAUUUAGAGAGUUUUCCAUGACUUCUGAUCAUAGAGGUGACAAUCAACAAGCAAACUGGUUGAUGCCUCCACCUGUUUCACCGUACCGUCAAAUGCAAUCUCCUGACUCAAGAGAAUUGAUACCAAGGCCUGGAUUUGUGCAACCACAAGACACUAAUAAGCCGAAGGAAGGGAACUGCAAGCUAUUCGGUAUUCCACUUAUGAUUGAGCCAUCAGCACAUAUGCAGAAUCAGAUGAAUUUUCACCAAUUCCCUGUAACUGACUCUGAUCAGUCAAAGGGCUCUAAAGUGGCUGAUAAUCCGUCGGCCACCUCUGAGCAGGAGAAACAAAUUCAGUCCUUCCAUCCAACAGCUAGAGAUAGAGAAAGCAAAGCUCAUUCUGGUUCAAUACGAAGCUGUACUAAGGUUCAUAAACAGGGCACUGCCCUUGGUAGGUCCGUGGAUCUUGCCAAAUUUGACAACUACAAUGAGUUGAUUGCUGAGUUGGAUGACCUCUUUGAAUUUAAUGGUGAACUUAAGGCACAGAACAAGAAUUGGCUAGUUGUGUAUACUGAUGAUGAGGAGGAUAUGAUGCUCGUUGGAGAUGAUCCCUGGGAAGAAUUUUGUGGAAUGGUUCAUAAGAUCUUAAUACUCACAAAAGAGGAGGUGCAGCGUAUGAAUCCAGGGACCUUCAAUUUAAAAGGGGAAGAGAUCUCGUCAGUUGCAGAGGGCACGGAUGCUAAAGAGAUGAAGAAUCUACCAACUGCAUCAUCUGGUCCAGAUGAUUGCUAGUUUUCCACCUUUCUAAUGGUCGAGGAAAGACUAUAACCCGUCUAGCUGUUAAAGGAGAUCGUAUACACGCCAAACCAUCAAAUUGAAUUUUGGAGAUGACAUUGGAAGAGAGAUGCGGACGUGAAUGUAGUUUUCUAAAGUUUGCAAUUUUGGACUCCCAUCAUUGGGGGUGCCAAUCUAUGUCUGUUUUAUACAUAAUGUAUUUAACACAUCAUGAGAGCGUAUGGUACCAGCAACUGCAACCAACCAUCCCCACCUAUGUAAAUAGCGAUUUAAUUUCCUCAGCAACCAUCCAUGUAAUUAAGAGGUCGAUACAGCUUGGUGUGUCUGCACACUAAAUCAAAUUAUUGAAAGUAGUGUAUUGUUGCUUCGUUAA
This is a messenger RNA of Salvia miltiorrhiza (redroot sage), 3270 nucleotides long. RefSeq names its product auxin response factor 2A-like. The transcript has 15 exons. Gene Ontology annotation, molecular function: protein binding; DNA binding. NCBI's taxonomy places the organism in Eukaryota, Viridiplantae, Streptophyta, Magnoliopsida, Lamiales, Lamiaceae. The coding region runs from base 420 to 2894 and encodes 824 amino acids. The record is from RefSeq and is a predicted model, not a curated record. Gene Ontology annotation, biological process: regulation of DNA-templated transcription; response to hormone. Gene Ontology annotation, cellular component: nucleus.